AUGAUAUUGAAUGUCAAUAAGAAAAGGCUUUUGCUGCUCUCGAUCCCAGCGGCACUGGUGAUCGUUGCUCUCGUGGUCGGCCUAACUGUUGGUCUACGAUCUCGGGACGAUGACAAUAAACCCCAUGCGCGGCUUACCGGAGCAGCCGUCACAUCGAACGGCAUCGAGUGUGCCGGCAUCGGUGAAGACAUACUGCGUCGCAACGGCACCGCAGUGGAUGCCGCUAUUGCCACGAUGUUCUGUGAGGGUGUUACCUGUCCGCAGAGUAUGGGCCUCGGAGGCGGGUUUCUUGCCACGAUCUACUUCCGGGAGACGAAAACCUCCGAAGCGCUGGUGGCCCGCGAAGUUGCACCGGCCGCAGCCACAGAGGACAUGUACGUGAACCAGUCGUCGACGCAGGGUGGUCUGGCCGUUGCCGUCCCCGGCGAAGUGAAAGGCUACUGGGCACUGCACCAGAAAUAUGGUCGGCUCGAGUGGAAGGAGCUCAUUCAGCCUACGAUUCAACUGUGCCGAAAUGGUCAUCUGGUUACGGGCUAUCUGGAGCGUAUACUAAAAGGCCGCGAGGAGCGAAUUCGAAACGAACCGACGCUGCGGGAUGUGUUUAUCAAUCCGGCCACACAGCAAACCUGGCUAGAGGGUGACAGACUCAAGCGUCCCACAUUGGCCGAUACGCUGGAAGUGAUCGCGGCAGAAGGUGCAGACGCGCUGUACAGUCGCAAUGGAACUCUCCUGCCGAAGCUGAUGCGUGAUCUCAAGCUGCUCGGAAGCAUCAUCACCGAGGACGAUUUUUACAAUUAUGAACCACGGUGGGUAGCUCCGAUACAAACCAGUAUUAGAAAAUCUAGUAAAGUCUAUUCGAUCCCACUGCCGGGCAGUGGACCCAUACUGAACUACAUGCUGAACAUCCUAGACAACUACGACGACCUACGGCAAGGCGAUCCUGUGUCGUGGCAUCGGAUAGUGGAGAGUUUCAAGCAUGGCUACGGAAUACGCACACAGGUCGGUGAUCCGGCGUACGUUCCCGGCAUUGAGGAUGUUAUGGAAAAGCUAUCGAGCAAAACGUACGCCCGAUACAUCUUCGAAACGAUCAAAGAUGACCGGACGCACACCGAUUUCGCACACUAUGGGGCCAAGUUUUCCAACGAGCGAGAUCUCGGUACGGCACAUGUGUCCGUGCUUGCCCCGAACGGCGAUGCCGUGUCGAUCACGAGCACCAUCAACAAUAUCAUCAUGAAACGCAGAACCAUUCUUACGCUGCUGAUCGCGGCGAUCAUUCUGACAAUCCUCACGGUCGUGUUUGUACUCGCUACCCAGGGCAACAUCGCAACGCAGCAACGGGUGGAAGAUAACGGUCAACAUCAGCGCACCGGUGCCGUCGUUGCGAACGGUGCAGAAUGUGCCGCGAUCGGUGCACAAAUCCUGCGCCUUAAUGGUACCGCUGCCGAUGCCGCCAUUGCAACGCUUUUCUGUGAAGGUGUCACAUGUCCGCAAAGUAUGGGCCUCGGUGGAGGUUUCCUGCUGACGAUCUACGACCGCCAGAACGGUACGGUUGAAACGCUGAACGCUCGGGAAACUGCUCCAGCCGCUUCCGAACAGAGUAUGCUUCUGGUGGCGAAGAAGCGCGGCCAGGACACGAGAGGACUUACCGUGGCAGUGCCGGGCGAGUUGAAGGGUUACUGGGAGCUGCAUCAGCGAUACGGUCGGCUUAAGUGGGCCACACUCGUGCAGCCAACGAUCGAACUGUGUGAGCGGGGACAUCUAGUGACACCUUACCUGAGUAGGAUUUUGCAGCGUGUGCAAACUCAACUCUACGCGGAACCAUCCAUGAGAGAAGUGUUCAUUAAUCCAGCCACAAACCGGACCUGGCAGGAGGGAGACACGAUUAAAAGGUUAAAACUGGCGGAGAGUUUGCGCAUCGUGGCGCAGGAGGGCGUCAACAGCAUGUACAGUAGGAACGGAACGCUCUUGAAGAUGUUGAUGAACGACCUCCAAUCGUUUGGCAGUAUUAUAGACGAGGAUGACUUUUUGAACUACAGACCACGUUGGGAAUCUCCCGAUUCGGUGACACUAAAAUCAGGCGAACAAGUUCACUCAAUCGCGGUGCCGGGAAGUGGAACAGUGCAGAACUUCAUGCUCCGCAUUCUCGAUGGCUACAGGGAAAUGGACUCGAAGGAUACCCUUACGUGGCACCGCAUUGUGGAGAGCAUGAAGUUUGCGUACGGUUUGCGCACACGCAUCGGUGAUCCUGCCUUUACACCGGAAGCGAUGGAGGUUAUCCGCAACUUAACGGAUCCACAGUUCGCAGACCACAUCCGCACCAAGCUGAUUAGUGACGAACGGACGUACAACGAUUUUGCGCACUAUGGGGCCGAGUUUGCCGACGUGGAGGACAAGGGAACGGCACACAUCUGUGUGUUGGCACCGAAUGGUGAUGCAGUAUCGGCAACGAGCACCAUAAAUUAUCUACUUGGAGCCAAAAUACGAUCACAAUCGACGGGCAUCAUUCUGAACGACGAAAUGGACGACUUUUCCACACCGGGCACAGUGAAUACGUACGGAUUGCCGGCAUCGCCUGCUAACUUCAUUGCGCCGGGAAAAAUCCCACUCUCCUCCAUGACGCCCUCGAUCGUCACCGAUCGGAAUGGUUCGGUGCGGAUGGUUCUUGGUGGUGCUGGAGGUUCACGCAUUACCAGUGCAACGGCCGUCAUGAUUUAUCGGCAUCUAGUAUUUGGGCAUGAUCUUGAUACAAUUAUGAAUGAAAAACGGCUCCAUCAUCAGCUGGCACCGAUGUGGGUUGACUACGAAGCCGGAUUUCCGCAGUCCAUACUGGAUGGACUUACGGCCAAAGGCCAUCGGGUGAAGGAGAAAACUCCGGAUGCCGGAUUUGCCGCUGCGACUGGCAUUGUGCAGGACGCUAAGGAACACGCGGUUCAGGCGGCGUUCGAUCCACGACGCGGUGGUAGUAUGGAGAUUGUGAAAAUGUAG
This is a messenger RNA of Anopheles marshallii, 2985 nucleotides long. RefSeq names its product scoloptoxin SSD14. The transcript is spliced from 6 exons. Gene Ontology annotation, cellular component: plasma membrane. Gene Ontology annotation, molecular function: glutathione gamma-glutamate hydrolase. The record is from RefSeq and is a predicted model, not a curated record. Lineage: Eukaryota; Metazoa; Arthropoda; Insecta; Diptera; Culicidae. Gene Ontology annotation, biological process: glutathione catabolic process. Bases 1 to 2985 code for a protein of 994 amino acids.